UGGCAGCGCCAACCAAUGGGAGACAAGAGCGGGAGGGGCCAACGACAUUUGCACACCUACAUUACUUUUGGUCAAGCACUCAGCGGGAGCAUCACAGGCGCUGCGAGUGAGUCGCUAUUUUCUCCGUGUCAAGAAAUCUACACAAAAACAAGAAGCAUCAUGUCGGACAGAAAGGCAGUGAUCAAGAAUGCUGACAUGUCUGAGGAGAUGCAGCAGGACGCUGUGGAGUGCGCAACGCAGGCGCUGGAGAAGUACAACAUCGAGAAGGACAUUGCCGCAUAUAUCAAGAAGGAGUUCGACAAAAAGUACAACCCCACCUGGCAUUGCAUCGUGGGAAGGAACUUCGGCAGCUACGUGACUCACGAGACCAAGCAUUUCAUUUACUUCUACCUGGGUCAGGUGGCCAUCCUGCUCUUCAAAUCAGGCUGAGCGAUUCAUUCACACAAAGCAGAAUUAAUGAACUGACUAUACUGACGAGGCUCACCAUUCCUGAUCCGGGACCUGCCUUCUCUCGGCUGCUUCUCCUUUCCUUCUGAUUAUAGUUUCUAAAAAUGGCCAUGCGAGAGGGAAAUGCUGUAAAGAAACACUUGUAUUUAUUUUUGUUUUCUAUCCAGUUUGAGCGUCUCAUGUCAUCUCUUUCGUUUUUUAAUUAAAGCUAAAUGGUUUGGCUGGA
Messenger RNA from Danio aesculapii, 673 nucleotides. It is a transcript of the gene dynll1, whose product is annotated as dynein, light chain, LC8-type 1. Gene Ontology annotation, cellular component: cytoplasmic dynein complex. Gene Ontology annotation, biological process: microtubule-based process; cilium assembly. Gene Ontology annotation, molecular function: dynein intermediate chain binding; dynein light intermediate chain binding. The transcript has 3 exons. The record is from RefSeq and is a predicted model, not a curated record. Bases 16 to 429 code for a protein of 137 amino acids. Lineage: Eukaryota; Metazoa; Chordata; Actinopteri; Cypriniformes; Danionidae.